AUGAGUGCUGCUGAUAUUGGCCAGCGUCGGUCUUUCGAUGGCCAGCUGUGCACUAUCCGCUAUGUGGGUGGUGUUCAGGGCACCACAGGUGACUGGCUGGGUGUUGAAUGGGACGAUCCAACUCGAGGCAAGCAUGCGGGCGAACAUAAAGGAGUGCGGUAUUUUACAUGCAAAAGUAAACACCCCACGGCGGGGUCUUUUGUCCGCCCCUCCAGGCCGUCAGAGCCGCCAAGGAGCUUUUUAGAGGCGCUAAAUGAGAAAUAUGCCUCCGAAUAUGACCAGCAGGAUGCACAAAGUGCCUUGAAUGCUAGCCUAGUCCCGAAGGCAAUUGAGAUCAGUGGCAAGGUUGUCGAGGAAGUCGGCUUCGACAAGAUUCGAAAGCAGCAGGCAGAGCUGCAGGAGCUACAAAUUGUCCUCCUUGAUGGACUACGGAUAUCAGGUGUGCUACCCUCCUAUGAGCAACCCGAAAGUUCUGUUGCCGAGGCCGCUCCCAAGAUUGCGGCUACUUGCCCGAAGAUUAUCGAAUUGGAUAUCAGCCGUAGUCUGUUUACUCGAUGGCGGGAUGUUUGGGAGAUUUGCAACCAGCUGAAACAGCUGAAGCGAUUGAGGUUGAAUGGCAAUCGAUUCCGUCCUUUGGAGGAAGACGUAACAUUCGAGGGAAUCACUGAAUUACGUGUGGAGCAGACCCUCCUUACCUGGGAUGAGAUUUCUGCGGUAGCAUUAAGAUUCCCGGCACUCACCGACCUGAGAGCUUCGGCCAACCAACUCACGACUAUAUCCUGCCCACUCGGAAACUCAAUCACAAGUCUAAAUCUUGAGGGCAACAGUAUGACAUCAAUGACAGCACUCAAACAUCUAGCAGCGCUUCCAAAUCUCGGGCACCUCUCCGUGCGUUGGAACAACAUCAGCACAAUACUGGAAGACUCGAACGACGCUGCCCCAGAUUUCCACUUCCCCAAAUCCGUCUUCUCCCUCGACCUCUCACGCAACAAUAUCACAUCUUGGAAAUUCCUGAAUCACCUCUCAACCCUCUUUCCAGGCCUAACCACUCUAAGAGUCUCAACAAAUCCUCUUUACGACGAGCCACCUCUCCCGCCAUCCAUCGCAGCCGCUACAUCCACCAUAGGCUCCUCAAAACCAAUGACAGUUGACGAAGCCUUCAUGCUAACACUAUCCCGCUUCCCUCCUACCCUCCACAUGCUCAACUACAGCAUAAUCUCACCACAAGACCGAUUGAAUGCGGAUAUGUACUACCUCUCGCUAAUCGGCAAAGAGCUCUCCGCGACCUCUGAGGCGGAUGAAGAGCAUGUUCUUGCUACGCAUCCGCGGUAUGCUGAGCUGUGCGAACUUUACGGCGAGCCGAGGAUCACACGAGCACUUGAAUCCGACGGAUCGGGUAAACGAAUUAUUCAUCCGCGCUCUGUUGCUGCGAGACUCGUUAAGAUGGCUUUCCAUCUACCUUCUUCGACGCACAUACCCGUCAAGGAGAUUCCGCAUUCAUUUAAUACAUACCAAUUAAAGUCGAUUGUGUCUCGACUAUUUGACCUGCCUCCAUAUGGAUUCAAACUAGUCUGGGAAACGGAUGAGUGGGAUCCUAUUGCAAAGGCAACAUUUGACGAAGAGGACUGGGCGGAAGAUAGUGAAGAUGAAAUGCCGCAGCCAUCUCAAGUUGAGUCUACAUCGGAAGAGUCCAGUCGGUUCGUGCGGAGAGAAGUUGAACUCGUUGAUUCGACGAGGGAUGUCGGAUUUUUGUUCCAGGGUGAGACGGGUGAGAUGAAAAUUAGAGUGGAGGUGCUUUAA
This is a messenger RNA of Penicillium pulvis, 1800 nucleotides long. RefSeq lists its product as uncharacterized. The transcript has 4 exons. Bases 1 to 1800 code for a protein of 599 amino acids. Lineage: Eukaryota; Fungi; Ascomycota; Eurotiomycetes; Eurotiales; Aspergillaceae. The record is from RefSeq and is a predicted model, not a curated record. Gene Ontology annotation, molecular function: protein binding.